Messenger RNA from Paraglomus occultum, 1891 nucleotides. NCBI's taxonomy places the organism in Eukaryota, Fungi, Glomeromycota, Glomeromycetes, Paraglomerales, Paraglomeraceae. The record is from the annotation of a GenBank genome assembly.
AUGUCAUUCUAUACGCAAUUACCUGCUCACGUUUUCUCGUAUCUUCCUCAUAUUUUCCUCACCUUUGUUCUCCUAUAUGUGAUCAACUUUUACAUCUCUUACAUCAACCGAGAAAAUCCUCUCCCCGGACCCAUCCCUCUUCCUAUAGUCGGCAACGUCCUCCAAAUGUCAGAUUCGUACAAAUUUCUGGUCGCAAUGCAUAAAAAGCACGGAGAUGUUUUUGAGUUCUACAUUGGCAAUGAGCGCAUCAUCAUGCUUAAUCGGGCUGAUUUGGCAGAGGACAACGUUCUUAAACAAUCAAUUAAAUCCAACUACUUUGUUCGGGCUACAUCGGAAACUCAGGGGUGGAAGGAGCUAGGUCUCACAGAAAAGGGAAUAUUUUCAAAUAAGAAAUUCAAGAAUUGGGCGUUCAACAGACGUUUUUUGAGUAAUUGCUUGACGUCUACCAAAUACAUCAAAGAAAUUGUUAAUGUCGCCCACAACCAAUUUUCAGAGGCCGAACAGUAUUGGAAAGAGCUCGGUGGCAACACACCUUUAGAAUUCACCAAAUGGAUGCACUGUAUCACUGUGGACACGGAAGUUAAAAUAACAACUGGCGAGCAAACUUAUGCUAUCCCUACAUACGCCAAUUCUCUCCUUCCGCCUCAUCUUCAAAAACCUCUUCCCCAAUCGUCUAUCCAAUCAUAUUCCGAAUUUAUCUCAAAGCUUCUCUACAGAGCUUCGAUUGGAAGAUUCUUUUACAUAACUCCGUCAUUUUUCAGACAUUAUGUUCCAGGCUUUAAGCAGAUUGCAACGCGAAUGAAGAAGGAAGCGGCAUUGUUUGAGGAAGAGGUAAAGCAAAUUGUAAGAAAUAAAAAGCAACUCAUUGAGAACAUGGACGACGACGAGGAGCUGAAGGUGGACUUGCUGUCGUUGAUGUUGACUGUCAACACAAAGAGUGACACAAAUAAAAUUAAAGGGAGCGAGUUUGAGGAACCUUUGAACGAGGGUGAGAUCGCUCAAAUACUCAUUGAAGUGUUUUCUGGCGGAAUUGGCACAGUGACAAACGCCCUCUGCUCUACGAUUUACCACAUCUGCAAACAUCCAGCCGUUAAAUCUCGCCUCGUCUCGGAAAUCGAUACUACACUGGCCGCCGAUGGCGGCAUCCUCACUUACGACUCUCUCUCCACGCUUUUCCCAUACACGACCGCAGUGAUGAAAGAGGCUGCUCGCAUACUUACUAUCGUUCCAUUAGUAAUUCAACUGGCUUCUAAAGAUGAUGAAGUCGCCGGAUACAAAUGGCGCGCUGGUACGGCGAUCGGUGCCAAUAUCGGAGUCAUUCACAAACACAAGGCCCAUUGGAAGGAUCUGGAAACAUUCAGACCUGAGAGAUUUUUGGACGAAUGCGACGAUGAGAUAAAACCAAGAACGUUCCUACCUUUUGGUGGGACGUUUGAGGUUGAGUUGUGUGAACCAGAUAAAGAGUUAGAAUAUGUCUUUAUAAUAAGUAACACCUGUAAGGAGUUGAAAGUUUAUUUAAAAGCUAGGAACACAGAGGAAGUCUUUUAUGUCUCUUACAUCACCCGUGAGAACCCGCUUCCUGGUCCUAUCCCUCUUCCUAUUGCCGGCAACCUCCUUCAAAUGAAGAAUUCAUCUAAAUUCUACGCUGCCAUGCACGAACGUUAUGGCGACGUUUUUGAAUUUUAUAUUGGCAAUAAGCGUUUUAUAAUGCUGAACCGGGUCGACCUAGCAGAAAAAGUUCUUUCGCAGUCGAUUAAAUCUAACUAUUUUGUCAGAGCUUCAUCAGUGAGUCAAGGGUGGGAGGAACUGGGCUUAACGAAAAAGGGCUUGAUCGGGAACAAGGAACAAAAUAUUUGGUGGUUGAAUAGAAGAUUGUUGAACCAUUGCCUAA